Molecule: messenger RNA, 2786 nt
Organism: Gasterosteus aculeatus aculeatus (three-spined stickleback)
Lineage: Eukaryota; Metazoa; Chordata; Actinopteri; Perciformes; Gasterosteidae
Source: RefSeq, a predicted model, not a curated record
UGUGCGUGGCUAUUGCGUUUGUGUGACUGCGUGCACGCGCGAGGCGCUUCCACUGACAGUCAUUAUGCCACUAAAAGCUCCUCCUGCACUCAUUUCCUAAUCCCUUAUCUCCGCUAAUACCGCAACUGACAUUUCCCCACGAGCACCAGCUGCCGUCGACCAUCGCAACUAAAGUUCCGCGUUGAGAAGGUCGCGUUUGGAUAAGCUGUUGUUUUGUUUUAGUCUAAGGAGACGAGAAGCUGCUCGGCAUGGCCUCGUCCGAGGAUACAGAAGGCUCUUUGACUCCCGUGGAUUUUAUCCAGCUGCAGCAUUACAUGGAAUAUAGCAGUCAGAGGGUGAAAGAUGUGAUUAAGGAGUUUCAACCUGGUGGUCGGCUGGCCCAGCACAGCUUUAAAGAGCGCGUGGAUGCAGUGGGUUUCUGUCUCUUUCUCAAGACCUACCUAGAAGUAGAUGACUUCCCUGCAGACUUCUGCCAGCGUCUUUUUCACUAUUUUCAACAUGUGGAGCAUGAUACUUCUGGCAAGAGCCCUCUGCCUGAAGGAGGUGGGGUCUUUCUUCGUGAUGUUUCCUGUUACUUCUCAGUGCUGGAGGAAGGACAGCCACGCGAGAAGCUCGAAUUUACCUUCAAACUUUAUGACAAAGACUGCAACCAACUCCUGGACAGCUCUGAGGUGGAUCGUAUAAUCACCCAGAUGAUGCGAGCUGCUGAUUACCUCGGGUGGGACGCGACUGAACUCAGACCAGUGCUCAAAGACAUGAUGACAGCGAUCGAUGUGGAUGGCAGCGGCACAGUCACUCUGGAGGAAUGGGUCAAGGGAGGCAUGAACAAUGUGCCUUUACUGGUUCUGCUUGGACUGAAGAUGACCGAGAGAGAUGGGCAGCAUAUUUGGAGGAUGAAGCACUUCAACAAACCAACAUACUGCAGCGUGUGUCACAGCAUGCUGCUCGGCCUCGGGAAGCAGGGACUCUGCUGCACCUUUUGCAAGUACACGGUCCACAGUCAUUGUGCCAACAAGAAUCCUGAACCCUGCGCCCGUACCUUUGUCAGAUCUAAGAAGGAGAUUGGAUGUCACAACCAAAACUUACAACCUGUAAAGGAACACAACAGUGAACUGGACCACUUUGGUCCGCUGCUCCAAGAGGUAGCAGCUCACGACUGGAUAAAAGCCGACAAGUCUACAAAGUGUCGGGUCUGCCACAAGAAGAUCAAGACUUUAGCUGGGAGACGCUGUGUGUGGUGCCAGGAGAUGCGUCACGAUGAGUGUAUUUUCUUGGGCUUGUCGUCCUGCGAUUGCGGACCACUGAGAGAUCAUAUACUGCCUCCAUGGGCCAUACACGCCGUCCCAAAGGAGGAAGACACCAGCUUGUUAAAUGUCACCCCUGAUGGCCACAUCCUGCAGAUUGUGUCGAUUCCAAACAUUCACCCUCUGCUGGUGUUUGUGAACCCAAAAAGUGGAGGAAAGCAAGGUUUACGAGUGCUGAGGAAGUUUCAGUACCUGCUGAACCCACGUCAAGUGUACAACCUCUCCAAUGGCGGUCCUGCUCCAGGACUACACUUCUUCCGCAAUCUGCGUGAGUUCAGAAUCUUGGUGUGUGGAGGAGAUGGCACCGUUGGGUGGCUCCUGGACGCUAUAGACAAAGAAAACCUGCAAGUGCAUCCUCCAAUAGCUGUCCUGCCUCUGGGCACCGGCAAUGACCUGGCUCGCUGUCUGCGCUGGGGAGGAGGCUACGACGGGUCAGACUUAAGAGAGAUCCUGAAGGAGGUUGAAGCUAGCGAGUUGGUUCCCAUGGACCGCUGGAGCAUCCAGGUGAUACCAGACGAUCCACAGGAAGCUGGAGACCCUGUACCCUAUGAGAUCAUUAACAACUACUUCUCUGUUGGAGUGGAUGCCUCUAUUGCUCAUCGUUUCCACUCCAUGAGAGAGAAAUAUCCCCAGAGGUUCAACAGCAGAAGGAAGAACAAACUAUGGUAUUUAGAGUUUGCCACCUCUGAGACCAUCUCUGCAUCUUGCAAGAGGCUGAAGGAGUGCCUCACAAUUGAGUGCCGUGGAAAGUUUGUAGACCUGAGCAGCAUGUCUCUUGAGGGCAUAGCUGUCCUCAACAUACCCAGCAUGCAUGGAGGCUCCAACCUUUGGGGCGAGUCCAAGAAGCCUAAUAGCGGGCCAGGAGUGGAGCACAGUGAAAUUAUCACUGACCCUGAACUUCUUAAAACAAUCUCUCAAGAUAUGAGUGACAAGCUGUUGGAGGUGGUGGGGCUGGAAGGAGCCAUAGAAAUGGGACAGAUCUACACCGGACUCAAGAGUGCUGGGCAUAGACUAGCUCAGACUUCUCAAAUUACCAUCAGGACAAUCAAAGCCCUCCCUAUGCAAAUCGAUGGGGAGCCCUGGAUGCAGCCCCCAUGUACAAUCCACAUACGUCACAAGAACCAAGCUAACAUGCUGAUGGCUGCACCAACAAAAUCAACCGGCUUCUUUCACCACAAGUAGCCUGACACAUCCACAGCAGCACCCUCCAGUCUGCUGAGAGCCAAGACGGGACGCCUACACCACUGCAAUGAUGCAGGGAGAGCAAUGAUGCAAGAGAGACGUCUGUCUCUGACUUUGUAACAGUGUGGUUCUUUUAUUCUGUAAUAGUGUGUGUUUUGGACUUAAUCCCUAAUAUAAUUGUACAAACUUGACUACUCAGUGUGAUUAUUGCUGUUGUGUGCCAACUGUAAUAUAAUGCAUUCAUUUUUGAGUCAUGUUGUGGAUCUUGUGUGUGAAUGAAUACAUUGUCUUAUUUUGUGA